Messenger RNA from Brassica napus (rape), 3364 nucleotides. Its product is annotated as 3,9-dihydroxypterocarpan 6A-monooxygenase. The transcript is spliced from 2 exons. The record is from RefSeq and is a predicted model, not a curated record. Lineage: Eukaryota; Viridiplantae; Streptophyta; Magnoliopsida; Brassicales; Brassicaceae. Gene Ontology annotation, cellular component: membrane. Gene Ontology annotation, molecular function: iron ion binding; oxidoreductase activity, acting on paired donors, with incorporation or reduction of molecular oxygen, NAD(P)H as one donor, and incorporation of one atom of oxygen; heme binding. Bases 1316 to 2860 code for a protein of 514 amino acids.
UUUUAUUUAUUGUUAUAAAUAUAAUAAUUAAUUUAAAUAUUUACAUAAAUUUCAUAAAAUAUAAUUUAAGAGAUGUCAAUCAAAUUAUAAUAAUCAGAUAGCUAGAGAAUCUUUGUUUUUUGGGUCAAGCUAAUAAUAAAAUUUUCCAAAGAUUGCAUACUAUAUAUUUAGUUAGACUGAUAUUUAAUUUUGAAAUAAACCAAGUAAAAAAGGUGGUAAAUACAUUGCCGUAUACUUUCUCUGAGACGGAUGAUAAAAUAGAAACUCAAUGAUUUUAAAGUCGUUAAAAAUUAAAUCAAUAGAAAAUUUAACAAUUAUUUUACAUAAAAACUUAAAUAAUCCAAAAUAUUUUUUUUGGAUAAAAACUAAGGUUUAAUUUAUUUCUAACUCAUACACAUUAAUCUAUAAUUUGGAAUAUACAUACAACAAACUAUGAGUUCUAAUAUGGCAAUAACACAGCUCAGAACCAAAGCAACGCAUGGCUGGUGGAAUCGGGCGCCACCACACCACCUUUUAGUAUCUUUGUUUCGUUUAUAGUGAUGUUCAUGUUGAAUUAAGUGUUUUUUUUUAACUGUUUACGACGCACUUCCCUUACUUAUCAUUACAUUUCACAAAGUUGAUCACUUUUUGAUCAAACAUCAGCAAUUGAUUGGUAUUUUUUCGAAUGAUUCGCGUAUUGAUUGUUAAUCUGAGCACAAGGAGCAAGUUUACAGUGAAUCACCAGUUCUUCCAAUUCUGACAUAGCUAAGACUUGUUUUAAUUUAUAAUAAGUUUUUUUUUGUAUAGACAAUAUUAGUGAGUAAUGUGAAAUGUUUUCUUUGACAGCUUAUUAAUUCUCAGAAGGAGAUCUUGGACGCUUUUACAUCUCAUCAGAAGAAAAUGAUUGAAGCUUUACUGGACUUGCAAACUAAGAUUGCAAAGAAUGAUGAAGUGAAAUCUCUUCGGAGAGCAUAGAGAGAAACUUAAAGCUAUUGCUGAACCAUUAUUCAAGAAACUUUUAGUUGCAUUAUAAAAAACAGAUGUAAUUGCAUUCUAUCAUGUGGAGGCAUAAAAUCAUUUUUUUAGUUCCUAAGAAGUAAGAAUAAUAAUCUUGUAUGAUUUUAAGAUAACAGAGGCUUACGUAGCCUCACGGUUAACUAUGUCAUAUAAAAAAUAAUUUAACAAUUAUUUCUCUUAUAAUAAUCCAUACUUGAUAUUUUAUAGAAUGUCACAAUUGUUGUUUGUUUUCUUUACAAUGAGAAUCUAAUUAACAAGAUUCGUCAAUGAGCAUAAUAAAUACAAAGCAUACUUCAAGAACUGAAUCAAUAAACCUGCAAUGGAUCUUCAACUAAGCACUAACCUUCUCCUCAUCACAUCCUUCGUUUUUGCUUUCAUGCUUAAUGCUUUCUUCAAAUGGUUCUCCUCUAAGAAGCAGAGUUCAACGGCUGCGACAAAGCUGCCACAGAGCCCUUCAGCUUUACCAUUGAUUGGUCACCUUCAUUUGAUAGGCAAAGUGCUGCCUGUCUCAUUCCAGAGCCUAGCUCGCAAGCAUGGCCCACUCAUGGAGAUACGUCUCGGUGCUUCUAAGUGUGUUGUAGUCUCAAGCUCUUCGGUGGCGAGAGAGAUCUUCAAAGACCAAGAGCUUAAUUUCUCCUCGAGACCUGAGUUUGGUUCUGCUGAGUAUUUCAAGUAUAGAGGGUCAAGGUUUGUCCUAGCGCAGUACGGUGAUUACUGGAGGUUCAUGAAGAAGCUCUGCAUGACCAAGCUUCUCGCUGUUCCGCAGCUUGAGAAGUUCGCUGACAUCCGUGAGGAGGAGAAGCUGAAGCUGGUCGAGUCUGUGGCCAAGUGUUGCGGAGAAGGGGUGCAUUGUGACUUGAGUAGCCUGUUCGUGAGUUACACCAACAAUAUCAUCUGCAGGAUGGCGAUGAGCACGAGGUGUUCGGGUACUGAUAAUGAAGCAGAGGAGAUUAGGAAGCUGGUGAAGACAUGUUUGGAGCUUGCGGGGAAGGUCAGCGUUGGAGAUGUGUUGGGACCAUUGAAAGUACUUGAUUUUUCAGGGAACGGGAAGAAGUUAGUAGCUGUGAUGGAGAAGUAUGAUCUGCUUGUAGAGAAGAUCAUGAAGGAACGUGAGGCAAUGGGGAUGAAGAAAGAAGGUAUGAGAAAAGACAUUUUGGAUAUGUUGUUGGAGACUUACAGAGACCCAACUGCUGAAUUGAAGAUAACGAGGAAUGACAUGAAGUCUUUCCUGUUGGAUGUUUUCAUGGCGGGAACAGACACAUCAGCAGCAGCAAUGCAGUGGGCAAUGGGGGAACUAAUAAACAAUCCACAAGCGUUCAACAAGUUAAGAGAAGAGAUUAAUACCAUUGUUGGAAGCAAAAGACUAGUCAAAGAAUCAGACGUUCCUAACCUCCCUUACCUCCGAGCUGUCCUAAGAGAAACUCUGAGGCUCCACCCUUCAGCUCCUCUGAUCAUAAGAGAAUGCGCAGCGGACUGCCAGGUGAACGGGUGUCUUAUCAAGUCAAAAACACGUGUGCUAGUAAACGUCUAUGCAAUCAUGAGAGAUCCAGAGCUGUGGAAUGAAGCAGAACAAUUCAUACCCGAGAGGUUUCUAGAGAGCUCUCAAGAGAAGAUAGGUGAGCAUCAGAUGGAGUUCAAGGGGCAGAAUUUUCGUUACCUUCCGUUUGGGAGUGGGAGAAGAGGAUGUCCAGGAGCGUCUCUAGCCAUGAACGUGAUGCAUGCAGGUGUGGGUUCGUUGGUGCAGCGCUUUGACUGGAAGUGUGUUGAUGGAGAGAAGGUUGAUCUGAGUCAAGGUUCUGGUUUUGCUGCUGAGAUGGCUCGACCGCUUGUCUGCAAUCCUGUGGAUUGCUUCAACACUUUCUAAGUGCCUGUUUCUAUAAGACGUCCCAAGAUGUAUCUGUAAUUCUGUACCAUUUUCAAGGCUCUUUUCAAUAAAACUUAUCCGGCAACUUUACUGCCUGCAAGGUGACUAAUGAUCAAUGGUGAUGGGGGAUGUCUCAGUCACUGUAGAGUUCUCUUGAUCUGUUGUUCCUCUUCAGAGAUUGCUAGCUCCUAUGACAUUUGAAGUUAACUGCACAGCACCUUCUCUAACUAACUCCUAAAGAUCAUAUUCUUGCAAAACAUCAUGCAAUCUCUUCUUUUUAAUUGUUGACUUUUUUUCUCAACUGUUAUAAGCAGAUAACAACUUUGUUCAAUACCAUAUGUUUGUAACUACUUCAAAAUUCAAAUAUUUAAAGAUUUUUGUGUUCCUUAAGCAUCUACAUACAAACAGGUGGAAAAUCUGAAUCAAUCAUUGUUGUUUUCUUGUCUUCAGCUUGGAGGAAACAGCUUCUCUGCUUGGUCCGGGAAGAAUGUUAUGAACAACAAA